Racocetra persica is the source of this 1795-nucleotide messenger RNA. NCBI's taxonomy places the organism in Eukaryota, Fungi, Glomeromycota, Glomeromycetes, Diversisporales, Gigasporaceae. The record is from the annotation of a GenBank genome assembly.
ACAGCAUACCCUAUCAAAUUCUGGUUCAACCAAACCUGCAUAUUCAAUAAUACCAGUAGAUUAUAUUGAAUAUAUUCUUAAUAAUCCAACAAUUGCAUCUAAUUUAUACUUUGGCUCUGAAAUUAAACUUUGUGCAAAUAAUGUUACUUAUCAAGCAAGCAAUUUUUUACAUUAUCACCAAGACAAAGCAAUUAAGUUUGCACUUAUUCGUAGUGUUGUUGAAGUUAAUAAGAGGCAAUUAAUCAGAGCUGAUUCGCUUGUUCCAUAUAGUGGGUUUCCUAGACACUUGCGUAGUAUGAAUAGAAAAGCAUGUGGAAUGAAUAUGGAAGAACUUUGGCUUGUUGAAGGACAAGAGUGUUUGAUUAUACCUGAAAAUAUUACUCAAAUUAAUGUUUGGUUAAAGGAUCUUGAUAGGCCAGUAGAAUAUGAAUAUUUUGUAACUGAAAUAUUAUAUAGUUUUAAUAGUUGUCAAUAUGGACUUAGUGCAAAGCCAGUUCUUGAUACUCUUUAUUGGGACAGACAUUUACAAUCACCGCAAGAUGCUUAUUAUGUACUUGCUGGUAAAGCUACACGUCUUCUAGAUAUAACUCUUAGAUAUUUAAAUACUAAUGGAGAAGCUGAAAUAAUUGAACAUUUAAAAAAUAUAUAUAAGCUUACUCGUAAUGAUCAUGCUAUUAUUAAACCAAUAGAACUUUGGGUAGUUGAAGCAAAACUACUUAAGUUGGCUUUCUCAACAACAAUGACAAAUGACACUUAUAAGGAGCUUCGCAGUUUGUUUGAAAAAGAACAAAUUGGUUUUUUGAAGAUUUUUCUAGACAUAUUUAAAAACUUACCUAAUGUUUAUGUAAAUGUCCAUUUGCCACAACAUGCUCGUACAUUUGCAACUUUUGUGAACACAUCUGUUAGAGUCAAAGAAAUGGUACACAGAAUAUACAAAAAUAUGGUACCACAUACUAAUUACAAAAAUAUUGAACUAGAUCUCCUUCGGCGAUAUAAUACCUCAUUUGUAUUAACUCACUUAUUUGAUGGUAGCAAAGAUUACCAUUUUCCAAUUACUAUAAAUAAAUUAUCAAAUAUUUUUUCAGACAUUUCAUUAUAUUCAAGUCUUUGCAAACAAUAUACUACAGAUCAAAACUUAAAAAUUAAUGACAAUGAUGAUAUUGAAGAAAUUGAAAUUAUCUUAAAUUUGAUACCAAAAAAUUUUAUAGAUAUAGUAUUACGAAAUAAAUGGCCAAAAACAAGAGCAAACAUUGAAGAAUGGUCGACAAAGCUAAGCAGUCAGCAUCCUCUUUUUCAUGAUUUACAUAUAUCAUAUUCAGAAUAUUUUAGUUUACAAAGUGCUUUUCUUAAUAAUAAAUUAGAAUUUUUUGAUUAUAUUUCAUAUACUAUCAUUGAAAAUGAUAGAAAAUCAACUCGACUUAAAUUUCAUGUUGGUGAAAUAAUUGAAAUUGAAGAAGAAAGUGAAGGCCUUACAUAUGCAAAAAUACAAGCGAUUUUACAAUAUCAAGCAAAUAAUAAUGAAUCUGCAAUUUUUUUUAUCUUAAAAUGGCUUCAAGCAACCAAUACAAAAGACUUGAUUUUAGACUGCCCAUAUUACAAACAAAUAAUGAAUAAUCAACAAUUUCUUCGAAUUUAUCCAAUCUCAUAUAUUCACUGUAUUCAAAAAAUUCAUUUUUUACCUGCAUGUAUGCAAAAUCACGAUCAAGAGCAUGCUACCAAUAAUGAUCAAAAAUCUAUUAAAAAUAAGUUUUUUAUAAGACUAUAUAAAAACUGUAGUGCUUGCUUAUUUUUAUAA